AUGGUUAAUGAAAAAGUGAAUCCAUUCGACUUAGCUUCGGUUUCUCCUUUAGUCUUAGGAGGUGCAAUACUGAACCAGCAAUAUACAGAUGAGCCAGAAUCCAUUCCACUGGAAGACAUAAUCAAAUACGCAUUUUCGCAUGGUAUCAAUGCAAUUGACACUUCUCCCUACUAUGGCCCUAGUGAGGUUCUUUAUGGUAGGGCACUGUCCAAUUUAAGGAAUGAAUUUCCCAGAGACACUUAUUUUAUAUGCACAAAGGUUGGGCGUAUUGGUGCGGAAGAGUUUAACUAUUCUAGAGAUUUCGUGAGAUUUAGUGUUCACAGAUCGUGCGAAAGAUUACACACUACAUAUCUCGAUUUGGUGUACUUGCACGAUGUCGAGUUUGUCAAAUUUCCAGACAUCUUAGAGGCAUUAAAGGAAUUGAGGACCUUGAAGAACAAAGGAGUUAUCAAAAAUUUUGGCAUAUCAGGCUACCCAAUCGACUUUAUCACCUGGCUUGCUGAGUACUGCUCUACCGAGGAAAGUGAUAUUGGGUCAUUGGAUGCAGUAUUGUCCUAUUGUAACUUGAACUUACAAAACAAUAAGCUAUUGAACUUUCGAGAAAGACUGCUACGCAAUGCUAAACUGAAAAUGGUUUGCAACGCAUCAAUCUUGAGCAUGUCGCUACUAAGGUCACAGGAGACAAGACAGUUUCACCCGUGUUCUCAUGAAUUGAGAGAAUGCGCAUCUCAGGCUGCCAAAUACUGUCAAGAACAAAAUGUCGACUUAGCCGAUUUGGCCACAAGAUACGCGAUUUCGGAAUGGGUAGGAAAGGGACCCGUUGUUCUUGGAGUCAGUAGCAUGGAAGAAUUGAAACUUGCUCUGGAUAAUUACGAAAUUGUGAAAUCGAAUGGCAACAGAUUAUCUUCUAAGGACGGACAACUAGUAGAAUAUAUCCAAAAGAAUAUUUUUAAAGAACAUUUUAAUGAAGAGUGGUCUUCAGGUAUUCCUCAUCCAGAAAUGAUAUAA
This is a messenger RNA of Saccharomyces cerevisiae S288C, 1008 nucleotides long. It is a transcript of the gene ARA2, whose product is annotated as D-arabinose 1-dehydrogenase (NAD(P)(+)) ARA2. The transcript has a single exon. The record is from RefSeq and is marked reviewed. NCBI's taxonomy places the organism in Eukaryota, Fungi, Ascomycota, Saccharomycetes, Saccharomycetales, Saccharomycetaceae. The coding region runs from base 1 to 1008 and encodes 335 amino acids. Gene Ontology annotation, molecular function: D-arabinose 1-dehydrogenase (NAD+) activity; oxidoreductase activity; D-arabinose 1-dehydrogenase [NAD(P)+] activity.